CUCCCACCCCGUGCGCUUCUACUCGGCAUCCCUUCGAGUCCCUCCUCGAUCCGGGUAUCUUCUUCGCACCAUCACCGCCGAGCCGGCGCGACAUUGCCAACUCUUCCGACUGCAUUCGAGGAGAAGGAAUCGUCAAGGUUUUCAUCUUCGCUUUUAUCCAAGACAACGGUUUUUGAAGCAUGGAGGAGAGCAAACGGUUUUUGAAAGGUGUAAAGCGUGGAGGAAACGUUAAAGAGAUCCAACGAUUUUUGAAUGAAAGGUUUGGUGUAAAGCGUAAAGCGUGGAGGAGACGUGAAAGGUGUAAAGCAGAACGAUUUUUGAAAGGUUUGGUGUAAAGCAAGACGUGUAAAGCAAAACAUUUGAUUAUUGUUGCCCCCUUUUUUUUCUUUUUCUUUUUUCCUAUACCGGGCAUGAAGUUGGACUCAGAGCUGGCUUUGUUCAAUAAAUUAUAUGUCGAUCAGUUACCCCUCAUAUAUAGUUACGCUUGUAUCAUAUAAGGAUUACAGAUUUAUUCUUUUGUUCCAUCCCUUUCAGUUGAUGUCAGAAGCAUGAGUGGAUGGUGCCCUUGUUGUGCAGCCUAUAAAUCACAUGUUUGAUCACUCUUUAGUAACUAAGUUAAUUUAUCAUUUUCAUAUACAGUGCAACCAGAGAACUUUUUAUUCCUUCUACAAUCAUUUCAUAAAAUGUAUUUGUAUACACUUGACCUGAGAACAGGUUUUUUUAAUUGGGAAAAGGAAGAUAAUGAUUUUGCAUUUCCAUAUGAUAGUGUUUUGAAGAGGCAUCCAUCUAAAUUCAUUGGUUGUUGUUUAGCAAAUCCUGCAGAAGAUGGAACUGGUAUUAGGCAGCUCGAAGAUCUAGUUUUAAAGGAUAGAUAUCGAGCUGUUCGAUUCAAUCCGUAUCUUUGGCCUUCUGGUCAAAAGAUGACAAAUGAAAUUGGAAAAGCAAUGUUCUAUAGAGCUGGAGAACUUGGAGUACCAGUGGGAAUUAUGUGUAUGAAGGGUCUUAGUCUACACAUAUCAGAAAUAGAGGAGCUCUGUGAAAACUAUCCUUCAACCAUUGUACUACUUGACCACAUGGGUUUCUGCAAACCACCAAUGACUGAUGAGGAACACAAUACCUUCUCGUCAAUGCAGGUAGUGUUAAGUCAUUUCUGCACAAAUUACAUAAUGUGGUAUAUCAUAUGUCCUCUACUUGUUGCAGCUGGGCAUGCAGUCACAAUUCUUAUGAUUUCAAUUUUUAAUAUAUCUUGUCAAAGCUACUGGCAUGCUCAAGACACAUUUUUAAUUUGUAAUAUAUGUUCGAUAAGAAUACUGAUCUCUGUGCACAUUGUAUUAGAAGACCUAACUAUCCCUUUCUAGUUUAUUAUAUAUUUAGAUUAAUAGUGUUAGUCUAGCCCAUCUUCAGGCUAUCCAUUUGUUAAAAUACUAGUCUCAAGCAUGUGCUUUACAUGCUACGGAUGAUCAAAUUAUAUAGACGGCUGAGAAGUGGGAUGGGGACUCCAAAGGGCCGAAAAUUGCUUUCAUAUUGAAUAAGCAAAAUUUUCAUGCUAGGUUGAACUUUUAAAAUUCUUGAGUAUAUUGCUUGUCUGAUUCAUGGUUUCAUAAACCCUCAAAUAAGGAAAUUUUGAACGUAGUUAAGUUCAAAAUUACAGGAUAUUAUUGAGAAAAAAAAGACUCCAUAUGGGGAUGAUGGCCUUGCCACAUUGUAGGCGCUUCGUAUUCUUGGCAAAGAGCCAUAUCUAAACUUCUAACAUUUUCCUUUAGAUUAUUAUAGGACAGACCUUGACCGGGAGAUCCUCAUCUCUCGGAUUGUUUGAUU
This is a messenger RNA of Musa acuminata AAA Group (dessert banana), 1818 nucleotides long. RefSeq lists its product as uncharacterized. The transcript has 6 exons. Gene Ontology annotation, biological process: secondary metabolic process. Bases 684 to 1358 code for a protein of 224 amino acids. The record is from RefSeq and is a predicted model, not a curated record. Gene Ontology annotation, cellular component: cytoplasm. Gene Ontology annotation, molecular function: carboxy-lyase activity; hydrolase activity. Lineage: Eukaryota; Viridiplantae; Streptophyta; Magnoliopsida; Zingiberales; Musaceae.